AACCAAACAGCGCCACAUUUGAUAGUGAAUGGAGAAUCGUUAAAUGGUAUGUUUUUGGAAUUUGAGGUUAAAGUAAAUCUUUGGUUACCUUCAUCUUGGGAUAAGGUAGCAAUCGAUAAACAGGUAAAACGUGUAGUUGCCUUUCACUGUUUUACUAUAAAGUGCCGGUUAUAACUGUUAGCUAGUUACCCGCCUGUCGAUUACAUGGUGUUAACUUGUAUUAUUUCAAGUACCCAUGUCGGUUAGCAAUAAAACAGAGAGCAUAGUAGAAUGAGUAGUGGAAAUCAGAGAACUUUGUUCCAAACAUGGGGGACUUCACUUUCAAAAAAGACUUUAAAAAGCGAUGGCGGGAACCAAGCGCCAGGGCGAAGGAAAGCAAGCGCGAGCACUGGCUCGGGGAAACAGCACAGGACGGCAAAUCCCGCAUCUGUCACUCCCCGCAGUUCACUUUGGGGCGAGAUUGGGCGCGACGUGAGAAGUGCAGAGGUGGUAGGACAGCAACAACAAGAAGAAGAGGACGACGAACUGAUGUUGAUAGCGGUUUACGAAGCGGAGAAGGCAUUGCAGGCUGCUGACUACAGUAUAGAGGAUGGCAGUGUAAAAGUGGCUUUGCCAAAUGGCACGUCCUUGGACGAUCUCCCAGGCUUCGACAGCUCGUCAGCCGAAGUGUGGGUAUAUCCCACCAACUACCCCAUCAGGGAAUACCAGCUGAAGAUAUCGGAGGCAGCCUUGUUCCAGAACACCAUGGUCUGUUUGCCCACCGGCUUAGGAAAGACCUUCAUUGCCGCUGUGGUAAUGUACAACUUCUAUCGGUGGUAUCCGUCAGGGAAAAUCGUCUUCAUGGCUCCCACGAAACCCCUGGUUGCGCAGCAGAUCGAGGCAUGCUAUAAGGUGAUGGGGAUUCCACAGGGACACAUGGCGGAGUUAACAGGCAGCACGCAAGCUAGCAGCAGGAGGGAGCUGUGGAGGGCACGCCGGGUGUUCUUCCUGACCCCCCAGGUGAUGGUGAAUGACCUGUCGCGAGAAGCCUGUCCUGCCACUCAGGUCAAGUGUUUGGUCAUCGAUGAGGCCCACAAGGCUCUGGGGAACCACGCCUACUGUCAGGUGGUCAGAGAGCUGAUAAACCAGACUCAGCAGUUUCGUAUCCUGGCCCUAAGUGCCACUCCAGGGGGAGACAUCAAGGCGGUGCAGCAGGUCAUCUCCAACCUCUUGAUCUCUCACAUCGAGCUGCGUUCUGAGGAGAGCCCUGAUAUCCAGGCCCACUCACACCAGCGCAGUGUGCAGAAGAUCGUCGUUCCCCUCGGAGACUUGCUCUCAGGCUACCAGGCCCGUUAUCUGCAGGUCUUGGAGAAGUUCACCAGCCGCCUGACCCAGACGGGGGUCCUGUCUGCCCGCGACCUGCGCUCUCUCACAAAGUACCAAGUCAUCUUGGCCCGGGAUCAGUUCCGGAACAACCCGCACCCCCGCAUCGUGGGGGCGCAGCAUGGCGUGCUGGAGGGGGACUUCGCCCUGUGCAUCACGCUGUACCACGGCUAUGAGCUCCUGCUGCAGAUGGGCGUCCGCUCCCUCUUCCUGUUCAUCCAGGGCAUAAUGGACGGCACCAAGGAAAUGUCCCGAGCCAGGAAUGAGCUUCAGCGUACCAAGGUCUUCGUGGAUCUCUACAGGGAGAUGGAGGCCAUGUUCGGGAAGCCCAGUGCAGGAUCUGAGGCCCCCUUCAUCUACAGCCACCCCAAGCUCCAGAAGCUGGAAGAGGUGGUGCUGCAGCACUUCAGGACCUCACCAGAGAGCUCCGGAGCUGGUCCCAGUUCGGAGGCAGUGAGCACGCGCGUGAUGAUCUUCUCGUCGUUUCGCGAGAGCGUGCAGGAGAUUGCCAUCAUGCUGAACCGGCACCAGCCGCUCAUACGGGUCAUGACCUUCAUGGGUCAGGCCACGGCUGGCAAGGCAGUGCGGGGCUUCACCCAGAAGGAGCAGCUGGAGGUGGUGAGGAAGUUCCGUGAGGGCGGAUUCAACACGUUGGUGUCCACCUGCGUGGGUGAGGAGGGCCUGGACAUCGGGGAGGUGGAUCUCAUCGUGUGCUUCGACGCGCAGAAGAGCCCCAUCCGGCUGGUGCAGCGAAUGGGCCGCACGGGCCGCCGGCGGCAGGGCCGCAUCGUGGUCGUCCUGGCCGAGGGCCGCGAGGAGAGGACCUACAACCAGAGUCAGUGCAACAAGCGCAGCGUCUACAAGUCCAUCACGGGGAAGCAGCAUAGCCUGCAUAUGUACCCCCACAGCCCCCGAAUGCUGCCUGCAGGGGUGCGGCCCACUCUGCACAAGAUGUUCAUCACCUGCGGCCAAUUCGAGCCGCAGGAGGCGGGCCGGCGCUCCUCGCGGGGGCGGAGGUCGGGCGCUGAGGUGGGGGAGUCCCUGCUGCACCCCCGUGUCCAAGGCGGACGGCGGCACGCCACCAAGGAGGACGGCUUUCUGAGCCCGGCAGAGCUCUCCCUCUGGGCCACCACCAUGCGCCUGGGGGAGGCGGAGCCACAGCCUGCGCUGAGCCACUCCCACUUCCUGUUUACCAAAAGCGAUGCCCCUGCCCAGGAGGACGUGAGUGCGGGCCCUGUGCGGGAGCUCUCCCUGGGCGAGUGGGCAUGCUGGCAGAACCGGCCCUUGCCCACCCACCGGGUCAGCCACUCGGGCCGCUGUCUGCACUUCACAGAGAUCAUGGGGUUCCUGGACAGCAUGCGGCUGGAGGAGCAGGGAAGCUCUAGCUAUGAGCUAACAAUGAGGUCCUACCUUCGCAAAGAAGAUGUUGUUGGUUAUAUUGAAGAUGGACAGCCAGAGAAGGCUCCUAAAACCACUACAGCCCCCAAAACAGUUGGCCGCAGGGACAAUAGGGAUUGUUUGGUGCCCAAUAACACCGAGAGGAAGUUGUCCUCUCACUCUUGGCUGAACAAUGAAGAGGAUCAUGUUGAUUUUGUCCUUCAGGAUAGAGUGACUACUGAGGGACAGAAAUUGGCUGGGUCUUCAGGUUCACCCUGGAAAUUGUCUUCAGAGAAUAAACAAAGAGCCAGAUGUGAAACCACCAGUAAUGCUCCCCUUCAUAGUUUGGAGGAGAUCCCAGUCCUGAACACAGAGGUUGAAUCGCAUUCUGACAGCAUUGUGAUCUGUGACGAUGAGGAAGUGAGUUUAGCUGAUGGGCCCAGUGUUUUUCACCAGUUACCCAAAGUAAACUCUGAUGCCGGGUAUAGUAGCUUGCCAGAGGAUCCUUCCUCAGAAAUUGAAAAUAUGUUUUAUUUGCCAAAUUGGGGUACUGCCCAAAAGCUACACUCCUCCAAUGAACCGCCAGAGGCAGUAAGAACUAUUCUCACCAACGUUCUAGAGCUCCUGUCUAGGUCACCACCUCAAGUCAUUGAGUUUACCUGCUCUAAAAAUGAUUCCAAAGCUAACCCCAUGGACAAACCACUAGCAGCUGGACAUAAGUCACAACAGAAUGGAAACCCAUUCCAAGUGAGUUUCCUCCUUGGAGAUGACCUUGGAGAUGAUGAAUCAAGUGAUUCGGCUUUCUCUGAUAAGCAUUUGGAUGCCGUUCCUUUGGAAACUGAGAAAGGUGAACUUAACCACCUGGAUCCUGCAGAAGGAACUUGCAGUGCAGCCUGCAGCCCCACCUGGGAUGAGGUUUUUGAUAAUGAUGUUGAUACACCUGGUCCUGCAGAUGAGGUUAAUAAUUGUGAAGCUCCUUCAGCUCUGCCAGGCGCUGUAGGUGCCAGGGAAUACAUAGCCCCACCUAAGCCGGAUGAGAGUAUGGUUUUGUUUGGGGAUGAUGACGACGACGAUGAUGUCUUUUUUCAGAUCAAAACGCUUAGCUCUCCUCUUGUUAGCAGGAAAAUUCAAGAGGAGCCCUCUCCGGGUUGUGUGAAUCAGGCCACCACAUUACAUAAUAGUGCCAGGAGAGCUGUAGAGGGUGAUGCAACCAAAGGCUCAAAGGACAUGUGCUGUACUUCACCAGAAGUUCACCAGGAACCUUCUUCAAACUGUGGAAAUUUUGACUGUUCCCAGGAGCUCUUCUCUGUCAAUUUUGACCUGGGGUUUUCCAUUGAGGAGUCUGAUGAGGAGAACUCAGUGCAGGGAGAUGUGACAAGUCCCACGGCUCCUGAUUGUGCUGCCCCAGAAGAAUCCAGGCUGCCCACUCUGCAGGAGAGCUUGGGGAAAGCCACAACUUCCGUGGAUCUUCAUGAGAGAAACUUGAGCCUGGUAGCUCCUCAGCAGGAAAGGGGACAGUCUCUGGUCUCUUUGUUGGGUGUUCCACUCUCUCCAUUCAAUACAGGGGGUCCAGGUCCGUCUACUGCACGUGCAAUCGCCACCUCAUCCCCCUUAUUGGCAACUCCCAGAAAGGCCAAAGACAAGGUACCAACAGCUGAUGGCUGGGGUCCCUGUAAGCCUGCUGGUAGAAAUGGCCAGGAUUCCAUCAGAAGGUCUCUGCUGCAGUCAGGAGGGCCUGUCACUGGGGAACUAUUGGCUACACCUCCUGCAGGACCCUGUGGUAAAGACAGCGACGAUGAGGUGGUGGCCCCCAGGAGACGGGGGAAGGUGGACCCCCUUGCGACCCCGGAGGCUAAGAGCUGCAGUGAUAUGGAUACGCCCGUGAGAGUAACUCGGAGGCGCGUGGCAGUCCUGAACACAUCGGGGGAGAGUGAAGGAGAGCGGCUGUCGGAUGAGGACUUCCAGGACGUCUCCGUAAGGAACCUCCGGGCUCCGCACUGCCGGGAACGCUCACCAAGUCAGAAGAAGAAGGUGAAGGCCAUCAGGGCACGUGAGUACUUGGACCAGGAAGCAGAGCUGUCUGAGGACGGUGGGGAUGUCUCCUCAGACGAGGUGGAGGAUGACCUGGAUGGAUCACUGGAGGGCUUCGUGGUGAACAGCAGUCACUUCUCUCAAGGCCUCAAUGAUUCAGAGAUGCGGGGAGUUUACCUGAAGUCGAUUAAAAGUCCCGCUGUGCUGAAUAAGUUCAAGAUGGCGUACAAGGCUGAACACAACAUGGACGUCUUUUCUCAGGUGCCAGAACAGGACGAGACUUACGGGGAGGACAGCUUUGUGGUGCAGGGUAGUGAGGAGGAAGAGUUGCGGAGCAGUGAGGAGGAGGAGGAGGUGAGCAUGGUGGAUCUGCUCCCAGAGGAGUCCUUCAUCGGGGACAGGAGAGUGUACACCACCCGAAGGCGGGUUCGGCUCCAGAAGGCACGGGAGGAGACCCGGGAGGAGGCAGGCUCCAAGGCCUCCAGGAAACCCAAGCGCUCCCGCAUCAUGCACAUGGAAGACUCCAGCGAUGAAGAAGUCCCCGGAAAACGGAAAAAGGUGACUGACAACGAUGCUGCUCCCCCCUGUGGGCCGCGAGAUAUGACAAAGGAGUCUGUGUUCAAGGCGCCUCUUGGAGCGCCACCAGCGGGCCCCGGGCAGCCUGCUCUGGCGCUCAGUGCGAUGGAAGGGGCCUCUCUGUUAGAGAGGUGCCAGCAGAGACUAAACCUUCAGGCGUCGGUGUCUGAGGCCCUCGACUUCCAGCCGGUUGACUCCACGCCGUCCCGACCUGCAGAAUCACAGGCCAGAUGUUCUAGGCAUGUGAUGAGUGAUGGCCAGAACAGAGCCUGUUUGGGUCCAGUAGGGGGCGCAGCCCCAGUUCAGCAGCCCCUCUCUGUGCUGGUGGACAGCCGCUGCAUCGCAGGCGGGACGGAGGUCGUGUCCUGCCUGAGGCGGCGCCACGGCCUGAGUGCGCAGGUCUGUUCGCUGGGCGCCUGUGACUUCGCGGUGAGCUGCCGCUUAGCUGUGGACAGGCUAGCGCAGUCGGAGGUGGCCAGCAGCCUGAACCGGAAGCGUCUGGUGGAAAGAGUGCAAGGCCUGCAGGUCCUCUUUGACCGGGUCUGCCUCAUCUUGGAGAAGGACCGCGUCAAGCCGGGAGAUGCUGCGCGCCCCUUCCAGCCCACUCGUUACUAUGACGGCACGCUGGCGGCGUUGGUGCGGGUGGGGGUGCGCCUGCUCUUCAGCGGCGGGCCCGAGGAGACGGCUGGCCUGCUGGCGGAGCUUGCUCACGUGGAGCAGCGGAAAGGCCAGGCCAUCAGCGUGCCCACCCAGGUCGAGGGCCACAAGCAGCAGGCUCUGCAGUUCUACCUGACCCUGCCCUGCGUCAGCUACGUCACCGCCCUCCACAUGUGCCAUGCCUUCCGCUCCGUGGGCCACCUAGUGGACAGCUCGGUGGAGUCCCUGAUGGACAGAGCCCAUGUGAGCCGGCAGAGAGCAGAGGAGAUCUUCCGCUGCUUACGCUACCCCUGCGAUCCGGACUUGCUGCCUGACGGUGUGGGCACCAGGAAGCGUAACCUUUAACCUCUGACCUCUGAACUGCAUGUAAGACCACAAACUGUGCUGUUUUUCCUCAGUCUGCACUUUAAAGACAACUUGGCAAUGGACCGCCGGCAGGGUAAAGUUGCCUCUCUGCUACAUUUUGCACUUUAGCUGUUUCAGACAGACUCUGGGUGAGAAUCUGUGACCCUCAGUGACUACUCAUGAAGGGCCUAACGAAGAGUAUUGCUACUUUUUCCUGUGGAGAUUUAAGUUUUCUUAAUGUCAUUAUGUUUUGUGUACAAAGGAAGUCUAAACAGUGCAAAUAAAAAAAGGUAUAUUUUGCCAGUAGUUUAAUUUCAGUUUUAAAACAUUAUUGAUUCCCAUCUAGGUGUAAUAUGCAGUAACACUAUCAAAUGGCCAGGGAAGCACAAAGCUGGUGUGCAAAUACGUAUUUGCUGUAUAAAGCAAUACGCACUGUAAUUUCUUGUCGCAGCAGAGCAUGUAUUUUAUGUGCAUAUGCCGCACAUAUUGCUUUAUACAGCAUAUAGCUAAGAACACAUGGUUAGGCAGUAUUACUGUGCAAUGCUGAUAACUGAUAGAAUCCAUUGGUUACUUUACUUGCUUACCAUCAGGUCCAGAUUCCUAAUAUUGGACACCAUAGCUCAGAUUCCCAAAACAUGUCUGCCUUUUACGUUUUGCAAAUAGCUUUUUUCUACAUUCAUAGCAUUGCUAGGCUAUGCCCAGCGCUCAAAGAGACACAGAAAUUCUUGUUCGUGCCAUGGUUACUCCCUGUAUAAUCUAUUGCAUUGUGAUUAUUGCAGGGAGCCCAAAUUAAUAACUUGAUAGGCUCCAGGUUGCCUAAAACUCCACCACUCAUAUUAUCACUCGCACUAGUGACCUUUUCCCCCCAACACUCCCUCAGUAUACUCCCAUUGAGUAUAAGAUACUUCUGCUUAUUUUUAAAGCCUCGCUGAUCUUUUACACCCUUAUACUCCGCCCCCGCUGUCUGUGUUCUUCCUCGGCUGAACUACUAGCCGUUCCUUCUAAUAGACUUAGCAUCAUGGGUGACGGGUGACACGGCCUACCGCUGCUCAGCACCCGGCUUUGGAACUCUCUUCCUGUGAAUAGCCAAUUGGAUUCAAUUGCUGAAUUUAAAUGAUGCCUUAAAACUCAUCUGUUUAAAUGAGCUUUCUCUCUCUCAUGAAUUGUUGUUUUGUUGUCACUCUUGUAUAAUUGAUCAAGUAUAGAGUUUAUUUAUUGUUUUUUUAUUAUUAUUAAGUUGUUUAAUUCAUGUAAGGUGACCUUGAAUGCCCUGAAAGAUGCCCAUGAAUAAAAUGUAUUAUUAUUAUUAUAA
Paramormyrops kingsleyae is the source of this 7660-nucleotide messenger RNA. It is a transcript of the gene fancm, whose product is annotated as FA complementation group M. Gene Ontology annotation, molecular function: four-way junction DNA binding; four-way junction helicase activity; 3'-5' DNA helicase activity. Lineage: Eukaryota; Metazoa; Chordata; Actinopteri; Osteoglossiformes; Mormyridae. Gene Ontology annotation, biological process: interstrand cross-link repair; double-strand break repair via synthesis-dependent strand annealing. The record is from RefSeq and is a predicted model, not a curated record.